AGGUGAGCGUGCGUGUGUGUGUGAGCGUGUGUGUGCGUGUGUGUGUAAAAGCCGCACAGCUCUUCAGCAUGGAGCUGACUCUCAGCCGCCUGGCUGCUUUUCUCGCUUCUUUCGGGCUCCUCAGCUUUGUGUGUCUGAUUGUGGCGAUUGGAAGUGAUUUCUGGUACAUCAUAGACACUUCGAAGAGAGAGAGCAACAAAUCCGCAUCCCUCAGCUCUCACUCCGGACUCUGGAGGACCUGUAACUUUCAGGAUCAAUGUCAGCCUUUUAUGAACCCUUUUGGAAAUGGAGGAAACUUCACAGAUUCACAAAGGCAUAUAUUAAACAUGCAGGCGACGUUCAUCGUGCUGUUGCCCCUCAGCGUGAUUGUCCUCUUUAUCGGAGGGAUGAUGGGUGUCAUGAGCAUUCUGGCUCGAGCUCAUCGUCUUCUUCUCGCUACUGGAUUGCUUCUCCUCAGCGGCACCGUGAUUACAUUUACGGGCAUCUGCGUGUACGUGGCCUACUCUGCAGCUGCCUUCCGAGAGGCUGUGUGCAUCUCUGGACGCAAGACUCUGGAAGACAUUGACAUCUAUUUCGGUUGGUCUCUGGCCUUCGCAGCCAUUUCCUUCAUUACUGAGCUCAUCACAGCCAUCACGUUUCUGCUCACUUCAGCUCGCUUGGGCCAGCUCAUGCGCCGAGACCAGGACAGGUACUUAGCAGAAUAAGAAGUGUGGAGGACGCAUCGCUGCCCUUCAGAAACAGAGCUCUCGACGUUGGCAUUAUUAUCUGUCCGUUUUGUGGCGCACAGCAUUUUUGUAAGUGUGUAAAUAAAUCUUUUAUAUGAUUAUUUUCUGGAACUAAACAGUAUAAAACUGUAUGGAGCAGCUGAUGGGAAAAAAGGUUUAAAUACUCUGAGGAUGGCGGUAAUUUUUCUGUCAUGACGAUGGAGAAAGAUGUGGCAACAGAUUGCUGUGGAGGAUAACGAUAUUAUUGCACUGUAAUGUAAUCAAUGUCUGCUAAAUAAAGUCUCUGUAAUAUCACUUCAUAAAAUUUCAGGCUAAUUACUGACACAGAACUAUGGUUUUCUCUGGGCUGAUUGGAUUCCCUGGUGCCUCUUAGCCUUUCAAAAUCUUUACAAAUUCAUUAUAAAUGGAAUAAAUAGAUGAUAUUAAUACUAAAUGAGUCCAUGUUUACAAAUCCAGCCUAUUUAUCUAAUUUAGUAAUAUUUAAAACAGCCAAUGUUCAGCAGGAAACCUGCCCCACCUGCCACUUCACAGGUGUAACGAUAACUUUUACAGUAAAAUAUUUACAGUACUUAUACAUUAUACUGUAUUUCUAUACUCUAUACCUUGUCUGCCUAGUCCUAUUAUUUUUCACUUCUUCCAUUACUUUGUCAUUCUAAGUUUUAAUAAAAAGGAUAGAUUCAAUUAUUUUAUCGAAGGGCAAGUGCACUGAGUUUAAACUGGAAAACUAGACAGCUAAUGUUUGCUAGCUAGCCUUACAUUUUAAAUAGAUAACCCAUAUGUUUUCUUUAUUUUUUUUAAUGCUGUAUUCAAGAGUGUGACUCACUGUUUCUGUCCCUUUUAUUCUUUUUUUUUUUUUAGCAAGUUUGUAUUGUGUAAUCUUUAAUUUUAGCAGUUCUUUUACACAGUGAAACUGGAUUGUCCUUUACAGACAUUUAUUAUAUGUGAAUUCUUUUUCUUUUUCUUUAUGUGAAUUUUUUUUUUAAAUCUGAAUUUUUCGAAGUUUUUUUUAUUGUGUAACUUGAAUACAGUGUUUGUUCUAGUGUGUGGACCGAAAUGAAAUUUCGAAAACAUGGAAAACAUUUUUAUCAGGUCUGUUUGUGAGAAUUUUGGACUCGCAUUCAUUUAAGAUGUAUAGUUAACAAUAAAAGUGUUAAAAUAGCAUAACUGUGCAUAAA
This is a messenger RNA of Pangasianodon hypophthalmus (striped catfish), 1900 nucleotides long. RefSeq names its product transmembrane protein 114. The record is from RefSeq and is a predicted model, not a curated record. The transcript is spliced from 4 exons. Lineage: Eukaryota; Metazoa; Chordata; Actinopteri; Siluriformes; Pangasiidae. Gene Ontology annotation, cellular component: apical plasma membrane. The coding region runs from base 69 to 704 and encodes 211 amino acids.